Molecule: messenger RNA, 1383 nt
Organism: Saccostrea echinata
Lineage: Eukaryota; Metazoa; Mollusca; Bivalvia; Ostreida; Ostreidae
Product: BTB and MATH domain-containing protein 38-like
Exons: 3
Coding region: 110-907 (265 amino acids)
Molecular function (GO): protein binding
Source: RefSeq, a predicted model, not a curated record
AUGGCCUCAAACAUCAUCCAGUGUUCAAUCAUAACCUGAGACUACUGCAAUUUUUUGGAAUGAAUUAAAAAAAUUAACUCACAAACAUGGAGACUGACCAAAUCUCAACAUGACAGAUGCAUCAGCCUUAAGAGAUUUUACUCAGCCGGACGAGCUGAGCGACCUGACCCUGGUGAUCGGUGGCACCCCCCUCCAUGUCCACAAACAGUAUCUGGCCGAGUGGUCACCUGUGUGGCGUCAGAUGUUCCUGGAGGAAUGUUCCAACCCCCAGGGACUGCGGGAAAUCUUAAUGCCAGAUAAAAACUUACAAGAAGUUACAGAACUGUUGCACUGUAUCUACUCCACACAGAAACCUAUCUCAGAUUCUAAUGUGAAAUUCUUACUACAACUUUCUGAUGAAUUCCAAAUAAAUCGUGUGAAGGAACGAUGUGAACAGUUUCUCAUAACCCAGGAGAGAUCUCUAGGAAUGUUAGUCCUGGCAGAAAAAUACAAUCUUAGAUCCCUCUACAAACACUGUAUGGAGUACGCCAAAACCAAAACACUGGAGGAACUGGACUCGAGUCCCGAGUGUAAAAAGCUGUCAUCUAAGACACUGUUACAGAUCUAUCACGACAAGAUUGAGAUGUUCAGGGACUACUCCAAUGACUUAACACAGAGAGACAGACGUACAAUGCUGGAUUGUGAGACAUUGAAGAUGGAGAAGGCAAACAUGUUGAGGAGUUUACAGGGCAUACAGAAACUCUGGGAUACCCCGAGUAAGAGGUGCUUCAGGCAUAUCGCUGACGGUGCCUUUAAUUACAGCUGUGCAGACUGUAAUGAAAAAAUCUACUUCGAGGUUCGGAAAUUGUGUGGGGAGGGGCAGCACCUCAGACGGUACUUUCCUAAAUCCUCAGAGAAGAAGUCGUAAAUAUCAUUGCUAGAUUAUAGUAAAAUUUCAAAUUGAGCAUAAUCUUAUUGUAGGAUAUGGAGCUUCAUUCAAAUCAACAAAUCUAGACUGCAGAAUUAACUAUCUCACUGGCAAAUGUACCCAUCAAACACUUUGAGUCCAUUUUGAAACAUAGUACUGUAUCUGAAAUUUUGUUUAAACUGGACAGAAAUUGAAUCAGAAAUUAACACUGUAAAUCACUUUUUAUUUGCAAGAACUUUAUUUUCGCAUAACUAUGCAAGUCUGCCUGCUCGCCCAAAUUUUAUUCUCACGAAUAUUUGUAUUGUUAUGGAUUGUAGACAAAAAUCACAACAGCUCGUGAAAAUUUUUACUCGCUUUUAAAUACCAGAUAGCUGUCUCACGAAAAUAAGGUGUGGUGAAAAUAUAGUGAACUACAGUAUAUGAUCUUAGCAAUCACUGUUCAUUGUUUGUUAUUUGUUCAGUCAAUAAAUUUAAUA